This is a messenger RNA of Aspergillus niger, 369 nucleotides long. RefSeq lists its product as hypothetical. The transcript is spliced from 2 exons. The record is from RefSeq and is a predicted model, not a curated record. Lineage: Eukaryota; Fungi; Ascomycota; Eurotiomycetes; Eurotiales; Aspergillaceae. The coding region runs from base 1 to 369 and encodes 122 amino acids.
AUGGAGAGCAGAAAACGCAAGGCCGAUGAUGAACUCGAUCCCAGCAUUGCCGAGAGCGUGUCAGAUGUCAAUCCUGCUACGGUUGACAGCGCGCCUGGGGUCGAUUCCAUGACUGCUAACAGCGUCCCUGGGGCUGAACCCAUUACGGCUGACAGCAUUUCCAAAGUCGAUCCCGCCAUGGCCGCUUACAUCGAGAAGAGACGCAAAGAAAAGGAAGACUUUCUGAUACGGCAGGGAAGGGCAUUGUGGGCGAAUUACUGGAUUCCGAGAGAAAAACAGCUCUCCAGGCCUUUCGGGCCACUGCCAAACCAUCCAGAGGUGAUCGAGGUCUGGCAACUUGUGGAGGGGCAAAUCAUUGACGGACAGUAG